AGAAGCUCGAGCACGGACUCAGCCACGCCCCCCUGCUUCGGCACCCUGCCAGGUGAGACUCUGCCGCCUCGCCCCUCCCGCAGCAAUGAAGGCCGCCGCGCUCCUGGUGCUCGCGACCGCCCGCGCCGCCGCCGCCGACGAGGUCAGCCCAGUCGGCAAGGUGCUGCAGCUCAUCUCGGACUUGCAGACGAAGGUCGUGGGCGAGGGGGAGGAGUCGCAGAAGGUCUUCGAGGAGUACUCCGAGUGGUGCGAGGAGCGCAGCAAGCACCUCGCCUUUGACAUCAAGACGGGGGAGGCGGAGUCCGCGCAGCUGAAGGCCACCAUCUCGGAGGAGGCGGCCCUGAUCGCGUCGCUGACGACGAAGGCCGAGCAGCUGGCGUCCGAUAUCGCCACCGACCAGGCGGACCUCAAGGCCAGCACCUACAUUCGCGAGAAGGAGGCCGCGGAAUUCUUGGCUGAGAAAACGGAGCUAUCCGAGAUCAUCGACACGCUCGAGCGGGCCAUUGGCCUCCUGGAGAAGCACGGCGCCUCGAUGCUGCAGCUCCGGUCGGCCAGCACCGUGGCCGACGCCCUCGCCGUGAUGGUCAAGGCGUCCAUGUUCAGCUCCGCCGACGCCGGCAAGCUGAACGCCUUUGUGCAGCAGGGCUCGGAGGACGGCGGUGACAACAUGGGGGCACCGUCCGCCGCGGUGUACGAGGGACACUCGGCUGGCAUCGUCGCCACCCUGACGGACCUCCUGGAGAAGGCCCAGGCGCAGCUGCAGGGUGCCUCGAGCACCGAGACGGGCAGCCUGCACGCCUUCCAGCAGCUCAAGCAGUCCAUCGAGGACGAGAUCGCCUACGGCGAGAAGGAGCUGGCGGAGGCCAAGGCGGGAAUCGCGGCGAGCGGCGAGAAGAAGGCCACGGCUGAGGGCGACCUGGCGAGCACGACCGCGGAUCUCGGCACGGACGCGAAGACCAAGGCGGACCUGCACCAGGAGUGCAUGACCAAGGCGCAGGAGUUCGAGUCGGAGGUCAAGUCUCGCGCCGAGGAGCUGAAGGCGCUGGCGGAGGCGAAGAAGGUCCUCGUCGACAACACUGGGGCGGCGGACUCCCUGUCUUACGGCCUGAACCAGGUCUCGCUCCUCCAGAAGCUCACCUCCAGCACCGACCUGGCCCACUUCGAGGCCGUGCGCUUCAUCAGGGACCUCGCUCGCAAGCAGAACUCCAAGGCCCUCGCGCAGCUCGCCUCCCGGAUGGCGACGGCGGUGCGGAUGAGCUCCGGCGGGUCCGAUCCGUUCUCGAAAGUGAAGGGCCUCAUCAGGGACAUGAUCGAAAGCCUCGAGAAGGAGGCGGGGGCAGACGCCAAGCACAAGGCCUACUGCGACAAGGAGAUCGCGUACGCCGACGAGAAGAAGGCCAAUCGUGUCUCCGAGAUCGAGAAGCUCACGACUUCGAUCGACCAGAUGUCUGCGAGGUCCGCACAGCUCAAGGAGGAGGUCGCCGCCCUGGAGAAGUCCCUGGCGGACCUGGCCGCCUCCCAGGCGGCAAUGGACAAGCUUAGGGCCCAGGCCGAGUACGACCAGGCGACGAAAGACAUCGAGAUCGAGACUACCACGAAGAACCAGGACGUCAAGUACAAGGUGAAGGAGUCCAAGGACCUCGACAAGGCCACGGCGGAGGCCACGUCGGACCGCUCCGGCGUCCAGACGGAGCUGGCCGCCGUCAACAAGUACUUGGAGUCGCUGCACGCCCAGUGCGACGAGUCGGUGGACAGCUACGAGGAGCAGGUCCGCCGCCGCACCGCCGAGUUGGCUGGCCUGAAGCAAGCGCUCACCAUCCUGGAAGGCGAGGCCGCGCUCCUGCAGCAGGCGUCGCGCCGCAAGGCGCGCCGCGCCGGCCAGCAGCUGCGCGCCUGAGCGGCCCCUCGCGCGACGUCGCGCGCGGCCCGGCGCGCGCGCGCCGAGGCCCCGACGAUCG
Molecule: messenger RNA, 1958 nt
Organism: Prorocentrum cordatum
Lineage: Eukaryota; Dinophyceae; Prorocentrales; Prorocentraceae
Source: the annotation of a GenBank genome assembly